UUUAUUUAAUAAAGACCUAGUAAAUUUUUGACAGAAUCCAUUAUUGUUACAAAUAAUUUAAAAAAAAUGUUUCCCAUUCAUUAUUGUUUUCUGGUGGGAUUACUUAGUUUAUUUGCUUCUGAGUCAAACGCCGGCGUGGCGUCGUUCAUCAAACCAUGUAAAGCAGACGAUAAAGAAUGCAUUAAAACAAAUACUCAAAACGCUCUGCCAUAUUUUGCCAAGGGUAUACCUGAAAUGGGAGUACCUGUUAUGGAACCCAUCAAGGUCGACUCCGUCAGAUCUGAUGAACGUGAUUUGAAACUCGGAUUCCGAGAUCUUGUAAUAUCUGGUCUUAGCAAAUGCAAGAUUUUAGACGUAGAACGUAACGUACAAAAGAGCACCAUUAAGCUGAUUUUUGAAUGUCCCCUUCGUGGCGUUGGGAAAUAUGACAUAAAGGGCAAAAUACUUCUACUCGACAUUUUUGGAAAUGACGAUUUCGAGAUAAAGGGCAAGGUUAGAAUGACAGUUGAAAUCAAAACCAAGUUAAUAGAGAAGAAGGGUAAUACGUACUGGAAAGUAACCGGUUUCGACUACAGUUAUGACUUGUUGGAUAAGGUCAAAAUCGAUCUAAAGAAUUUGUACGAUGGUGACGAGCAACGUGCUAAACCAAUGCUGGCAGCGAUCGACGGAGCUGGCAAUGAUCUCGUUCAAGAAGUUGGAGGUGGAAUUAUCACACAACUGGUGGGCAAGAUUGUUGAUAUCCUAAAGAAUGUAUUCCAUGAGUUGCCAACAAAAGACCUUGAAAUUGCUUAGAAAAUAAUUGUACCUCGAUAUAUAUCUUACUCGUAGUAAUAGAAUAAAAACAACAAAACCAAUAUUGUUUUAAAUUUAA
This is a messenger RNA of Pararge aegeria (speckled wood butterfly), 871 nucleotides long. RefSeq lists its product as uncharacterized. Bases 67 to 792 code for a protein of 241 amino acids. NCBI's taxonomy places the organism in Eukaryota, Metazoa, Arthropoda, Insecta, Lepidoptera, Nymphalidae. The record is from RefSeq and is a predicted model, not a curated record. The transcript is spliced from 5 exons.